CGCCAAACAGUCGGUGUGGUUGGAGUCCAAUCUGUUGAAUAUCCAACUUGAAAAUAACUUCACUUCGGUCCACAAAGCAACUUGACACAGGUCCCCUCCUGCACCUCUUUGAAGGAUGGCUCAUGGCGGGAUGGUCCUGAACAAAGACCAGUUCAACUGUGCGGUGUGUCUGGAUGUCCUGAAGGAGCCAGUGACCAUUCCAUGCGGCCACAGUUACUGCUUGGACUGCAUCAGCAGAUACUGGGACAAUGAUAACAAAGUGAACUGCCCUCAAUGUCGGCAGACUUUCAACCCGCGGCCGGUGCUUGGCCGAAGCAUCUUACUGGAUGACAUGGUGGGAAGAUUUAAGCAGGCCUCGGCGGGUCGAACUCUGGCGGAGGAGGACGACGUGGAGUGCGACCUUUGCCCGGAGAGGAAGUACAAGGCGGUCAGGUCAUGCGUGGUGUGUUUGGCCUCGUUUUGCGACCUGCACAUUCAACCGCACUACCAGUCAAACGAGCUUAAGACGCACACGCUAAUUACGGCCUCCAAGAGGGUCCAGGAGUGCGUGUGUGGUCAACACAACAGGCUGCUGGAGAUCUACUGCCGCACGGACGAGCAGUGCAUCUGCCCGCUGUGUGUCAUCGACCAACACAAAGGCCAUGACGUCGUGAUGGCGAAGGUGGAAAGACAACAGCAACAGAAUCAGCUUGGUAAGAUGAAGCACGACUGUCAGGAGAACAUCCAGCAGGCAGAGAAGAUGGUUGAGAAGGUCAAAGCAAACCUCUCCUCUGUCAAAGACUGUGUCUGGCAGCUGACAAAGAUGAGUGAGGAACUCAUAAUAAAGAUGACCAGCUCCUUGGAGGAGAAGCACUUUGGGUUGAUUGAGAGGAUCCACAACAUGGAGAAGCUGGAGGUCAGUGAGGUCGAGCAGUCGCUGGAGAAGGCAGACAUUGUGAUCAAGGAGCAGCAGAGGAUGUGGGUCCAGCUUGACAAGUUGGCAGAAACCGUGAACCACGUGCACUUUCUCCAGAAACUUCUGUCCCUGAAAGCCUCGUCUACGUCCUCACUUCUGCCAGACUUCAACUUGAUCUUUUUCAAAGAUAUUUACGUCUACCAGGAGUGGAUGUUGGGAUACUACAAGGAAGGAUUCAAUGACAUUUUUGAAGAAGUGGAAAUGGCAUUGUUGUCGUCGUGUAGUACGAGUCAUCAUCUUACUCCCGCCCCGCCGGCCCAGGCAGAAGCAGCGCCCUCGGCCCGUGUCACACCUCCCGUUCAAAGGGAAGCCGCAGGAGAGGACUAGCUGCCGGAGCCGAAGGUGACACAGGGUAUUCCUCCAGAGUCCAGGAAGUGUUGAGUACAAGGAAGCACCUUCUUCCGAUGGAUGGAAAACAAAGAGUCAUCAAAACAAAGACUUCCAGUCGGCUCAUCGACCCACCACCUAGGCCUCCCUCCGCCCUCCCGUGACGAUGGACUUUUUUGUUUUUUGUUUUUCUGGGAUGUCUGGAAUCCGUCCCUUAAAGGGGGGGGGGGUUUCUGUCAUGAUCCAUUACCCGGAUUAUGUCAUGUUUAGUUUGAGAUUCUCUUAGUUGUUUAGUUCUUUUCAGCACUCCUGUUUUUGUGUUCCUUGUUGCCAUGGAUGCUGAUUAUUUACCCCUGCCUCUGAUUAGUGGUCAGGACGCUCACCUGCGUCUGGUCACUAAUCAGAGAGAUAUUUAUUCCUGCCUCACGUCAUACUCUGUCUGGCAGUUUUGUUUGCUACACCCAACAGGUUAUUUUUGCUUCUAGUUCCCGUGUUGGCUAGUCCUGGUCAAAGCUUUUCUCUAGCUUCCCGUUCCAAUUUUUGUAUUCUUGCCUUGUUAUGGUAAUAAAUCGUCUUUCUUACCUGCGGAUCGUCAAUGAUUGUUGAGAAGAAUAAUUUUAUUUUUGAUUUUAUUGUGUUGACAAACAUCACACUGAAUAUUAAUUGAAAAGAAUAACGUACAACUCCAAACCAACGACACUUGAAAUAACAAUACACACUUCAACACACAAAUUCAACACAUGCAUGAA
Molecule: messenger RNA, 2031 nt
Organism: Nerophis lumbriciformis (worm pipefish)
Lineage: Eukaryota; Metazoa; Chordata; Actinopteri; Syngnathiformes; Syngnathidae
Source: RefSeq, a predicted model, not a curated record